Molecule: messenger RNA, 3237 nt
Organism: Polyodon spathula (Mississippi paddlefish)
Lineage: Eukaryota; Metazoa; Chordata; Actinopteri; Acipenseriformes; Polyodontidae
Product: rho GTPase-activating protein 25-like
Exons: 11
Coding region: 432-2393 (653 amino acids)
Biological process (GO): signal transduction; phagocytosis, engulfment; activation of GTPase activity
Cellular component (GO): phagocytic cup
Molecular function (GO): GTPase activator activity
Source: RefSeq, a predicted model, not a curated record
AUUGCCUGGAGCAAAAGUGGAGUUCAUUCUCUACCCAUAAUAACCACUGAUCAGUUCUCUGUGUUUAAGAGGAAUAGCUGUUACCCACUUCCUCUUAAAACAUACCGAGAGAGAGAGAUGCAGAGAAAGAGGCUUCCUGCGUAUAGAGUCGCUGUCAUAGUGGCAUGACAGUAGCCUUUCCCCCGAUCUUCCGCACCCCUGCUAAGGGAUCGCUCCAAGCUUAGCAGAAAUAAGUUUUAUUCUGCAAAGCUAGAGGUAUUUUGUAAAUUAAAUCAAAAACUAAUUGAUGCAAGACAGUUUUCACAAAGAUAGGGGGGGGGGGGGGGGGGUCACACGAGAAGAAGGAAGUGAUAAUGCAAAAAAAAAUCGCUGCCUCUCUGUGAGAGAACAGCACAUUUGAGAAGAGAGCGGACACAGGGAAGCCCGGAGACAUGUCGCUGAAGCUGCCUCGGAACUGGGAUUUCAAUCUCCGAGCCGAAGCCAGUAGGAUAGCUCGCUCCAAGAGCCUGAUGCCAGGGGAGCCCUUCUCUGGCCCUGUGUCCCCGAGCACCCUGGAGAGACCCCUCAAGACGGGCUGGCUGAAGAAGCAAAGGUCCAUCGUCAAGAACUGGCAGAUGCGCUUCUUUGUGCUGAAGGGACACUGCCUGUAUUACUACAAGGAUGAGAAGGACAGCACGUUCCAGGGUUCCAUCACUCUGCAAGGCAGUCAGGUGAAUGAGCUUGUUUCAAACCCAGAGGAACCUGGCAAGUUCCUGUUUGAAAUCAUCCCGGGCAGCUGUGGGGACCGGGAGCGCACGAGCCAGGACUCCCACGUACUGAUGGCAAACUCUCAGAACGAGAUGGAGGAGUGGGUGAAAACCCUGCGCAGAAUGAUGGGCGUGCCCGCCAGCGGAGCAGUGUUUGGGCAGAGCCUGGCUGACACGGUGAUGUAUGAGCAGAAGUUUGGCCAGCACCUCGUCCCCAUCCUGGUGGUGAAGUGUGCGGAGUUCAUCCUGGAGCACGGCCUCAGCGAGGAGGGGAUAUUCCGCCUGCCAGGGCAGGACAACCAGGUGAAGCAGUUCCGAGACACCUUCGAUGCAGGCGAGAGGCCCUCGUUCCCCAGUGACACCGAUGUCCACACGGUGGCGUCCUUGUUCAAGCUGUAUCUCAGAGAGCUGCCCGAGCCUGUCAUCCCCUGGUCACAGUAUGAAGACUUCCUGAACUGUAGCACUGAGGGAGCGGCGGGCCAGGAACAGCUAAAGAAUCAGAUUGCCCUUCUCCCCAGGGCGAACUACAGCCUUCUCAGCUACAUCUGCAGGUUUCUGUACGAAAUACAGCUGAAAUCCAGCGUCAACAAAAUGAGCGUGGAGAACCUGGCAACCGUAAUUGGGGUCAAUCUGCUGAAGCCAAGAAUUGAAGACCCAGUAACCAUCAUGAAAGGCACGCCCCAGAUUCAGAAGGUCAUGACGGUGAUGAUCAGCCGACACCAAGAGCUCUUCCCCAAGUCUAAAGACGCCGCCCCUGCGUCACCCCUGCAGAAGAGCGAGAGCAAGAGGGCCAACGCCCCGCGUAGCUUUGUGGGCUGGGACGUGGCAGAGGACCCAAGCAGUGGCAAAGAAGACACGAACGACGACCUAGCGUUCUCGGAGUCCGUGGAGAACCUGUUCUUCCCCUCCUAUAGUGCUGCUGAGGGUCCCGGGACCCAGCCCACCGACGGGGGAGACCCCUGGACAGCCAGCCCCCGCAAACGCACCCAGACCCUGCCCUCCCGCAAGCCUUCCUUCAGCUCUCAGGGGGAGGCGGGAGGCGGCAGGGCUGGGAUCCUAAACGAAGACAUGUGGAACCUCCUGGGGACCUCCCCUCCCAGCUCGGACCCCGACAAAAGGACCCUAUCGGAGGACAUUUUCAAAAUUUUGGACCUCCAGCGGGUGUCGCUGUUCCCAAGCUCUACGAUGACGGGCGAGAACGAUCGUAGCGCCGCGAACGGGCCGGAAAGUAAAGUCACAGAAGCAGCAGGCAAACAGACAGAGAUCGGUUCCUUCAAACUCAAGAGCCUCGCUCCCCAGACGAGAGGACUUAAGAGCCAAAGGGCGAUGGAUGAAGAUGACAGCGAGGCAGGGGGUCAAGAAGCACCAGGGAGCUUGCUUCUGGGGCGAGAGGUGGAGCUGAGGAAAGAAGCAGAGAGGCAGAAGUCUCUCUACGAGGCUCACGUCAGCAGCCUGGAGAAGACGAACAGUGAGCUGUCUGUCAAGGUGUCGGAGCUGCGCGAGUCGCUGGUGGAGGAGAGGAAGAGGAGCUCCGCUCUAGAAAUCCGGCUCCGGAACGUGGAGCGGGCCAGGGAUGAAGCGGAGAAGCGCAACAAAGCACUAGACAAGGAGAUCCAGGAAUUCCUCACUAAGACCCCAGCCUCCUAAAGGAAAAUCCAUCCUUCGGAUGAGACAUAAGGUCCUAUUGUAAGUGACUCUGCAGCAGCAUCAGUUGUUGAUGCAUAGUUCACCCCCUAGUCUCUGUAAGUCACUGCAGAUAAACAGCAUCUUAAAUGACUCAUUAAUUAAUUCAAGGAAAGACCGGUCCUGGAGCAGUUUGUAAGCUUGGGAUCUUAAGGCUGUCAUAUCAUUUCUAUACACUUGCCGGUGUCGUGUUAAGAUGUUCCCUGUGGUCAAAAAUUGGGACUGAACGUGACUGAAAGCAGUGGGUCUCCAAAAACACCUUCCACCCAACAGCAGAGUAGAGGGAGCAAAUCUCAGCCGCACAACAUCACACAUCUUAAGAAACAGGAUGAGGUCUCUCUUUGCUCCUCCUGGGAUCCCUUUAUUGUUUUUCUCAUCAUAAUGACCCGUCUCCUCUCCAAGAAGUACACUUCCUUGUUCGUUUUGAUCAGAGAGUGCAGAACUCGGUUGUGGAACUCUAUUCCAGUUACCGUUAGGCAGGUUGAAAUGCUGGAUUCUUUUAUGUCUAAUCUCAAAACCUAGUAUUUUGAAUGUGCUUUUAUACAAUGGGUUGUAGCUGGAGUGCGUUGUGCACAUGAGCGCUCCAGUUUUAACUUUGCACAGUGCUCUGGGAAGCCGUUGGCGUGAAAGGAGGGCGCUAUGUAGAAAUACAUUUGUGUUGUAUUGUUGAACAUCACAUAUAUCCUAUAUAAUCUGGACUUCGUUCUGAAGCUGCUGACGGUGAUUUAUCAGCCUCCAAAAUCUCUUGGCCAAACCCAAAUCAGAAAAGGUAUAUGUAAGCUUGUUUUCUUGCUGUUUUUGUAACGUU